AUGUCAUUAUCAAAUGAUGUCAUCAUGAUAUAUCUCUAUUAUAAAUAAGGGGUAUUGUAAGUAUUAAAAGCAUCGAGGCCUUUUGAGGAAAGGUGUGACAUGAGUUUAGUCUCACAUUGCUUGUGCACCAAAGUUUAGAGCAAAUAUAUAGUAAUAUUAUAUUUCCAAGUAAGUCCUUUUCUCCCACAUGUAUGACCACUCCUUACCCCACAAUCAACUGGCCACCAGUGACAUGGAAGGGGAGUGGUGCACACGUGCCCUCAUCAGUCCUAGCCACUCGAGUGAUGGUGAGUAGGACUCAUCUCCAUCAACUCAGGAGGCACCGGCAGUCUGAGUUCAGCCCAAUCGAUGCGUGAAGAUGAAAGAGCUUGGCUUUCGCUAUACGGCUUAGCCCUUUGGGACAACAACAUUCCACCUUUGGAAUGAUGACGAGCUAGAGCUCACACUUAUCUUUCUUUGUAUUUUUACGUUGACUUGUUGGGCCUUGCAUUUGUGUGUUAGUGGGCCCAAUUCUAUGUGUGUGUGUUACCAGGCCCAAUUCUAUGUGUGUGUUAGCGGGCCCAAUUCUAUAUGUGUGUGUCGUUGUUUAUGUCUCCCAUUUUUUAAGGUUUUAUUGGGUCUCUCUUUUGAGGCCUAAUUAAAACUCUAAGGGGGGGGAACCUAUGUGUCUUUCCUUUUGGGCCUCUUUUGGGGCUUAUUUGGGUCUUCAUUUGAGGCCCACUUAAGCACCGUAAGAGGACCCUCCUCUUUCUCCUUUUAGGGGAGCUUAUUAGGUCUCUCUUUAAGAGGCCCAAUAAGCCCCUUUUGUAGCCUUUGUGGCUUAUGGGCUUGAGGGUCUCAAACAGGCCCACCUCCCCUUCGCCCACUUAUGGGCCCCCAUAUAAGGGGAGGUAGGACCCCCCCCCCUCAAGAGAGCGCCGUAUUUUUGAGAGAGAUUAUCAUUUUGUGAGUACCUUCUCUGUGAUCUAGGAUAGGGAGGGAAGGAGGAAGAGGAAGGCCAUCGAUACCACCUUCGAGGACUUUGUUCCUCAUGACGCUGCUGCUCGAUAAGUCCCGCCGCCGCCUGAGACCACUAUCGCCGCCGGCCAUCUCAUUGCCGCCCGAGAACUCGCCGCCGUCACUGGACAAAACGGUCGCGGUUGCCACUGCAGCCGCCGCCACCUCUGCUGGAACCCCAUCACGCCAUUGUGACGAAAGGGGCUCGCUUCGCCUCCCUACAAGCCAUCGCCAAACACUCUGCCGAAGUCUCUCGACUCCUGGUUUGACUGUCGCUUCUUCCUCUAGUACUCCACCAUAAACUCGCCGGAGCUGCCCUCCACCACUCUGCCCAGUCGCUGGCCAUUCGUCGACGAACGCCGACCUGCCGUCGACGUCGGAAGAGACCCUACUGCCGUGCCGAUGAGCUAGAUCUAGAACAAGCUCCGCACAGGCCCCUGCCAGAGUUUCCUGAUGAUCCGCCGCUGUCGUGCUGUUUCUGGCACCGCCUAGACCAAGAGGGCUCAACCCUCCCUGAUUUUGCCGGCCGGAUCAUCUCCUUCCUCUGCUCCGCUUCCCAGUGCUGCUAGAGAAGGCUGACCCUUCUAGCGACAGCUGGUUUGCCAGCUGAUAAGUCUUCAUUAUCAUGAGUUAAUAAUUAGUAAAUAAUAUAGUUUUAGCCUUAACUCAUGAUAAAUAGACUUAUAUUUGUGUUAAAGCAUGAAAAGUGGUUUUCAGUUGAUUAACGUGAAUUUUUGGGUAAUUAUGUGAUUUUAUAUGAUUUUUACAGUCUUAGUUUUGAGAUAAAUGAAGAACAAGAAAUAAAAAUAAAAAUAUUGCAAAAUGGGGGGACCCGCUGGCCAGCCGGGCCCGCAAGCGGGUCGGAAGCGCAGUCGGGGAGUAGCCGCGAGCAGGGGCUCGAGUGGCUUGCUUGGAUCGAUAGGGGCACGUGUGUGCCACUCCCCUUCCAUGUCACCGGUGGCCAGCCGGCUGUGGGGCAAGGAGUGGUCGUACACGCGAGAGGACUUUGCCUAGAAAGCUAACUUUACUAUAUAUUCGCCCGAAUAAUCCGCGCACAACCGAUGUGGGACUAAACCCGCGUCACACCUUGCUCAGGGGCGGGCGACCGCCGCGGGUUCAAAUCCUCCCAGAGUCAAAAUUCAUAUAUUUUUAACUGAUUAUCGCGACUUUCCUGCAGAUCGCCGGUGAAGGAUUAAGCAACCGGAAUCGCUAGAUCAUCGGCGAAAAUCUCGUCAACGCGAUUCGCGGAGCAUUGCUACUAAAAUUUCUGAACGAUUUGCGAUAAAAGGAUCGCAAUCCAUCGAGUAAAUCAUCUCCGAUUGAUCGACGAACAAGCCGUCGUCGGGAAGAGGAUGAUCCGCCGGGAGACUAGUCGCCACCUCCUGAGAGCGUACCAGAUGCGAUGAAGAGCCUCCUCUUGCUGCGCGGACCUGAGGAUGAAGCUCCCUAACACGCGCCUCACCUCCAUCCAGCCCCUCUCUGUCAGGUGACAGCCGCCGGAGAGCCGCAAAGUCGCCGUUUUUUCCGCUCCGCCAGGUGACAGCCGCCGGAGACGAUUCGACGACCCACUUCAUUGGUCUCUAGACUUCGUGAGAAGAUCUAGAGAUUGCCCACGUCGUCUUUGUCCAAGGAGAGCCUUCGAGGCCGUGGACACUGCACGACGACCCUCCCGAACGCUCAGGAUUCCGGUGCAUCGCCGACGCGUCGCCGUCGCGACGCCGGAACUCUGUUUUCCUGCUUUAUCUAGAGAUUGCCCACGUCGUCUUUGUCCAAGGAGAGCCUUCGAGGCCAUGGACACUGCACGAUGAUCCUCCCGAACGCUCAGGAUUCCGGUGCAUCGUCGACGCAUUGCCGUCGCGACGCCGGAACUCUGUUUUCCUGCUUUCAAUUUAAUUUACGCUUCAUUUAGUGAUACUUUCUUGAUUUUUAUUUACCAAACUAUACUUCGUUCAAUUACGAUUCUUCCGGCUUUUACAGAUCUUAAUUUGAUUAAUUGAGUCGUCUGUAAUCGCCUACGUAAGAAUUGCCGGGCGGAACUCUGUUUCCGCGUGAUUCGCGUUCGCCGGGUGCUGACGUCAUCCUGACGUCCGCACCCUUAUUUCCUUUUUUUGUGAAUUUUAAAUAUAUUUCCUUUUUAUUUCCUAGUAUAAAAUUCGUAAGAAAAUCGUACUCAUUGAGAAAAAUUCUGAAUAAUUACAAGAUAUUAUAUUACAUCCCUGUGAUCGACCUGGAAAAUUACCACUAUUUUUGGGAUUUGUAUUGAAUUAUAAUUGAUAUAUUUAUUUUGAAAUACUUCUAAAUAUCCGAAAAUUCGUAUUUUCUAGUUUUAUAAAUUUUAAAUUUGCGUGAUUUAAUAUACAACGACUUAGUCACGUCACCACCCAACUGCCAACCUUCGACAUUCUUGCCGAAGCGCUGUUGACGCUCAGCCUUCCCACCGAAGUGCCACUAAUGCUCGGCCUUCCCGACGAAGCACCACUGACGCUCGGCCUUCCCGCCGAAGCGCCACUGAUGCUUGGCCUUCCCACUGAAGCGCUGCUGACGCUCGGCAUUCCCACUGAAGCGCUGCCGCCGCACACGCCCCGCGCGCCAGUUUCUAUGGCCUGCGCGCUCACCCGGUGCCACUGUCCACGUGCCCUAAGGCACGUCAUGCGGCUUGCCACAUGCACCCGCUAGCGUCCCCUUCGGCCCACCAGUGGGCCCACACUUGCUAGCAUGCCCUUCAGCCCACCUACAGGCUCACGCCCACGUCGACUGUGCCACGCCCUAAGACGACGACUUUCGUGACUCUCGACCAAGACCAACCAUCGACGCUAAGCAUCACUCUUCACUAGAUGUCUCUGCCUUCGUCAAAUCUCCACUCCAUCAUGACCCGCCGGGCUAUGUAGCUCCGAAGGUUAGCUCUAUACCCCUUCCUCUUAACUUUACUUAUCUCUCAAAGGGUUUUCUUGGCUCGUCUCCACCACCAUCAGGAGAAUGUAGAUAGGAUAGGACGAUUAUCGGGUUGUGACUUUUGAUGCUGCGCUAGAUUCAUCAUCGUUCGUAAGCUGUAGCCCUAGGCUACCUCACGACGACUGUUCCACCAUCUGUCCAGACAUGGACCGAGAGGGCCUCACACUUACCAUCAUCAAGUGUUUCUCUUAGUUGUCCUGAGUUGAUCAUGCCUAUUGGUAUGCUUACUUAUACUUAGGUUAAGUAGUAAAACCUAGAGUCUAGGGUCCAUACAUUCUUAUCGGAUCGGCCCGACUGCCCCUUCCUAGGUCUAGAGUUUCAUUGAUCAGGUACAAGGAUUCUUGCCCCAUCCUACAUCAUCGAGCCCCUACUUGCAGCUCCCUGAUUGCACUUCCAAAUCGCUUAUAGGCUCGGUUGGCCAAUAGGUCCUUUCUAUUUUGCUAUAUUUUUAUUUUUAUUUUUAUUUUUAUUUAUUUUAAUUAGAUAAAUCUAUUGAAAUAUGGUAUGCUACUAGUGAAUAUUUGAGAUUUCUUCAUUUAUCUAAAAAAUAAGGCUAUAGAAAUCAUAUAAAUUCAUAUUAAAUUACAUAAUUAGCUAAAAAAUUAUGUUAAUCAACUAAAAACUACUUUUCACACUUUAACACAAAUAUAAAUAUAUUUAUCAUGAGCUAAGGCUAAAACUAUAUUAUUUAUUAAUUAUUAACUCGUGAUAAUGAAGACUUAUCACUAGGGCUCUUAUACCAUAUUGACAAUUCAAAAACAAACCCUAAAAUACAUACCAACAUUAGAGGACUACAUCUAUAGAGCCCUAAUAGGUCUCAAUGGGCCAGACACUAUCAAAAAAUUAAUAAUAUAUUUUUAGUUUUAAAUUAUUAUAAAUAGACUUAUAUUUAUAUUAAAUAAUGAAAAGUGGUUUUUAUUUAGUUAUUGUGAAUUUUUAGCUAAUUAUGUGAUUUUAUGUGAAUUUAUAUAAUUUUAUAAUCCUAUUUUUAAGAUAAAUAAAGAGAAAUAAGAUAAAAUAAAAAUAUAUAAAAAGGGAGAAACUUGUUGGCUUGUUAGGCCUAUGAUAAGUCUUCAUUAUCAUGAGUUAAUAAUUAGUAAAUAAUAUAGUUUUAGCCUUAACUCAUGAUAAAUAGACUUAUAUUUGUGUUAAAGCAUGAAAAGUGGUUUUCAGUUGAUUAACGUGAAUUUUUGGGUAAUUAUGUGAUUUUAUACGAUUUUUACAGUCUUAGUUUUGAGAUAAAUGAAGAACAAGAAAUAAAAAUAAAAAUAUUGCAAAAUGGGAGAAUCCGCCGGCCAGCCGGGCCCGCAAGCGGGUCGGAAGCGCAGUCGGGGAGUAGCCGCGAGCAGGGGACUCGAGCGGCAUGCUUGGAUCGAUAGGGGCACGUGUGCGCCACUCCCCUUCCACGUCACCGGUGGUCAGCCGGCUGAGGGGCAAGGAGUGAUCGUACACGCGAGAGGACUUUGCUAUAUAUUCGCCCGAAUAAUCCGCGCACAACCAAUGUGGGACUAAAUCCACCUUGUAAGGGGCGGGCGACCGCCGCGGGUUCGAAUCCUCCCAGAGUCAAAAUUCAUAUAUUUUUAACUGAUUAUCGCGACUUUCCUGCAGAUCGCCGGUGAAGGAUUAAGCAACCGGAAUCGCUGAAUCAUCGGUGAAAAUCUCGUCAACGCGAUUCGCGGAGCAUUGCUACUAAAAUUUCUGAACGAUUCGCAGUAAAAGGAUCGCAAUCCAUCGAGUAAAUCAUCUCCGAUUGAUCGACGAACAAGCCGUCGUCGGGAAGAGGACGAUCCGCCGGGAGACCAGUCGCCACCUCCUGAGAGCGUACCAGAUGCGAUGAAGAGCCUCCUCUUGCUGCGCGGACCUGAGGAUGAAGCUCCCUAACAUGCGCCUCACCUCCAUCUAGCCCCUCUCCGUCGGGUGACAGCCGCCGGAGAGCCGCAAAGUCGCCGUUUUUCCGCUCCGCCGGGUGACAGCCGCCGGAGACGAUUCGACGACCCACUUCAUUGGGCUCUAGACUUCGCGAGAAGAUCUAGAGAUUGCCCACGUCGUCUUUGUCCAAGGAGAGCCUUCGAGGCCGUGGACACUGCACGACGACCCUCCCGAACGCUCAGGAUUCCGGUGCAUCGCCGACGCGUCGCCGUCGCGACGCUGGAACUCUGUUUUCCUGCUUUAUCUAGAGAUUGCCACGUCGUCUUUGUCCAAGGAGAGCCUUUGAGGCCGUGGACACUGCACGACGAUCCUCCCGAACGCUCAGGAUUCUGGUGCAUCACCGACGCAUCGCCGUCGCAACGCUGGAACUCUAUUUUCCUGCUUUCAAUUUAAUUUACGCUUCAUUUAGUGAUACUUUGUUGAUUUUUAUUUACCAAACUAUACUUCGUUCAAUUACGAUUCUUCCGGCUUUUACAGAUCUUAAUUUGAUUAAUUGAGUCGUCUGUAAUCGCCUACGUAAGAAUCGCCGGGCGGAACUCUGUUUCCACCUGAUUUGCGUUCGCCGGGUGCUGACGUCAUCCUGACGUUCGCACCCUUAUUUCCUUUUUUUUUGUGAAUUUUAAAUAUAUUUCCUUUUUAUUUCCUAGUAUAAAAUUCGUAAGAAAAUCGUACUCAUUGAGAAAAAUUCUGAAUAAUUACCAGAUAUUAUAUUACAUCCCUGUGAUCGACCUAGAAAAUUACCGCUAUUUUUGGAAUUUUUAUUGAAUUAUAAUUGAUAUAUUUAUUUAGAAAUACUUCUAAAUAUCCGAAAAUUCGUAUUUUCUAGUUUUAUAAAUUUUAUAUUUGCGUGAUUUAACAUACAACGACUGAGUCACGUCAAAUUUUGGCGCCGUUGCCGGGGAUGUAUUGCAUAAUAUUUAGUAUUUUUCUGUUUUUCUCUUAGAGUACACAAAAAAAAAACUUUACUCUUGUUUUAUUUUCUUUUUGCUGAUUUUUAUUAGAAAAAGGGAACAAAAAGAAGCACGGCAAGGACUGGAGCAUCCUGAAGGAGGGUAACAGUUACUAACUUUUUCCCUCGAAUUUAUUGAUUUUUAUGCAUGGUAGAAGAUCCUUGCAUCCAAGGCUAGAAAAUCCUUUCAUUAUUUCAUUCAAAAAUAAAAAUCCAAAAGAAAAAUUAAUUUUGAUGGAUCCUGAAGGAAGUACAGGUCAAACUGAGAACAAUCCUAUGGCCAUGAAAAAUCAUUAUAUCCCUGAUUCAUUUCAAAGAGCAUCUAAUAUUAGAGUCCCAUUAGCACCCACUGUUAAAUUCGAAAUAAAUCCAGGAAUUUUUCAAAUGCUCCCUAAUUUUCAUGGAUUGCCUUUAGAGGAACCUCAUCAGCACUUAGAAAAAUUUCAUAUGGUCUGUGAUUUAGUUAAUCUCCCUCAAGUUACACCGGAAAUUAUUAAGAUGAAAUUAUUCCCUCAUACACUUAGGGACAAAGCUAGUCAUUGGCUAUCCACAUUAGAUAGAGAAUUAACUAGCUGGAAAGAUAUAGAACAGGCCUUUCUUCGAAAAUUUUAUCCCUUAGGAAAAACUCAAAAUAUGAGAAAACAUAUAUGGAGUUUUUCUCAAAGACCAGGAGAAACUUUGCAUGAGACAUGGGAAAAAUUCAAAGAUUUACUUAGAAAGUGUCCUCAUCAUGCUAUACCCAAGUGGCAGCUCAAUAGAAUUUUUUAUGAUGGAUUAUUAGAACAACAUAGAAAUAUGGUUGAUUCUAUAUGUGGAGGAGCUUUUAUGGAGAAAACUCCUGAUGAGAUUUACAGUCUUUAUGAGAAUUUAAGUGAAAAUUCUAGAGAUCAAGCCUCUUUUGAAUUAUAUGACAAGGAAAUGAAGAGAGAAAUUUAUGAAUUGCAUCAUGAUGAUGAUUCUAAACUUAGAAAUGAGGUUAAUCAGAUUAAUCAAAGAUUAGAAAAAAUUGAUUUACUUAUUGAUAAUAUUAGAAAGCCUUUUAACCCUCAACUUAAUUCGAAUAGUACAUGUCCUAUGUAUGGUGAAAAUGAUUAUUCUGAACUUCAAUGUUAUAAUUUAGAUCAAUCAUUUCACCCUAUGCAAGAACAAGUGCAAGUAGCUCACGGUUUUAAUAGAAAUAGGGAACAUUUUUCAAAUUCUUAUAAUCCUAAUUGGAGGAAUAAUUUUUCAUGGAGAGACCCAAAUAAUAUUCAAAAUCCAGAAGCACUUAGACCCAAUUCAAACUCUGAAUUUCGUCCAAAACAAGAAAAUAGAUUUCAGAAAAAUCAGCCCUCUCAAACCCAACCUGAUGCUAUGGAAAUGAUGCAGCAAAUGAGCCAAAUGAUGCAACAAACUAUGAAUCAAAUGAUGCAACAAACUAUGAAUCAAAUGAUGCUUCAUCAGAAACAAAUUAUAGAGGCUCUUGGGAAUAAGAGAGAAGAGGGACAGCUACCUAGUCAGCCCAUAGAAAAUUCAGAAAACUGUCCAACAGUAAGAUUUCAGCAAGAAGAGUCUAACUGGAUAAAUUUAGAAAAAAACCCACGAAAUGAAAAUGUUAGGACAGUGAAUACAUUGAGUGAGAAUAUUUUACCUGAUCCUUAUUUCCAAUUAUUAGAAGAAAUUGAUGAUCCAUUAGAAGUAAAUGAGGAUAUUAAGGGCAAAAAUAUAGUAGCAGAAAAUUUGAAUAAAAUCAUUUAUUGCUCACAAUUGAUGAAUGAAUAUAGUGAGGAUGAUGAGGAGAAAGAACCCUUAGAUGAAGAAACAGCGACUGAUCAUAGAAAAAUCAUCCAAAUUUCAGUAGAAGGGAGUAAGGACAGAAAUGAAGAAAAAUAUAUUUCAGGGGAGGAAAAAUCAAUUGAUUUGGGAGAUGUAGGAGACGAAAUUAAUGAAUCUAAUCAUAAUUUUGCAGCCAUGGAUGUUGAUUGUGAGGAUGAUGAUGUAUAUCAUAUACCAAAAUUAAAAGAUAGCUCUUGGGAAGAUGAAGAAUUUGAUGAGUUGAGAAACGAAAAGCUAGAAAAAGAAUUGAUUCAACUAAUGGGAACAAGCAAAAAUAAUAGAUGUGAAUAUAGAAAUAAUUUUGGAGGAGAAAAUUUGAAUUUUACUGAAUUCAUUAGAUCUGAGAUUAAAGAAGACAAUCCUUCCAUCCUUCAAAACCCACAGCCCAUUAGAAUUACUUCUAAGCUUGAAAUAUUUCACUCCUCACAAAUUGAACAAAUAUGUAUGGAAGAUAAAAUAGAGCAGGGGAAGAUUAUGCAGAUAAAAGAAGACAUUAAGAAAUGGGUGAGUGGAAGAAUUAGAGAUACCAAUUUAGAUGAAAAAAUUUUAGAUUGGGCAAGAGCUAAUCUGAAAAUUAUAUGGCCUGAUCACAUUUUAUGGUUUAUUAAUAGAAAGUAUUUAUUAAUGAAUGAGAGCCUAACAAAACAAGAUAGAAAUAAGGAAAGAUUCUUUUCAAAAUGGAAAUAUUAUUUUUGGGAAAAUUUUGUUAAUUUCCAUUUUGUUUUGGCUGAAAGUAUGUCAAGGUAUAUAUAUGAAGUAUAUGAAUUUAUGCUAAAUCUGAAAAAGAAUAUCAUAAAACUUACCUUGGGAUACAAAUAUAUUUUGAUGGCCAUAGAUCAGCUUAUAUGAUAUAAGAGCUGUCCAGCUGGAGACAUUAAAUUCAGCGCUGCAUGGGAGGCAACCCAUGGUUUUUAUUUCAUUUUGUUUGAUCUCUGUUUUUCUUAGAAUUUCGCAGUACUUGUUUCUGUGUUUGUUUUUCUUUCGAAAAAGUGCAGGAGGAGGAGUGUAAGAUGAAGUGGAAAAUUAAAAACGAGGUUGAGGUGAUGUCUUUCUGAGCUUCAUCAUUUAUGAAAAUAUUUUUAAUGCUUAACUUUGCAGAUAUGCAUGCUUCACUUGAAAAUUAUAUUUUCUGCAUAUUCUGUUUCGAGUUUUCUGUGUCAUUGAGGACAAUGUCAUUUUUAAGUUGGGGGGUGAAGUAUUCAUUAUUAAUUUAUGCUGUAGGACGAUUAAGAACAUGUGUUUGCAUUUUAUUCAACUUAGAACAGCAACUAAAAAAAUAAAAAUAAAAUAAAAUUCGGAAAAACUGCAACAUCUAUUUUCUGGUUUUCUGUCAGGAACAACAGACUGUCAAAAACAGCAGAUGAAAAAACAACCCGAAAUUUGAAAUUCUAGAGACCCUUUUCUCACAUUUCAAUCCCGUAGACAUAUAUUACUGAAAUUCGAAAUUACAGCUAUAAAGAAGAUAGUUUUGAUUUAUUUUUGACAAAUUUAUUGCUGCUAAAAUAGAACUGAAAACAGAAAACAGAACUGUCAGAACUAUCUAAUUUACAAAUUCCUUACAUCAUAUUGCAUGCAUGAAAAAUUAAAUCAAUUAGAUUGAUUGAUACUAAAAGAUACUAGGAAGAUUAUUAUUGAGUCAAAAGAAUGAUCUAGUAGCAUGAAAUGUUGGAAUACUCCUUGGAUACAUGAUAGAUAACAUGGAUUUGAUUUUAUAGAUUUUCACUUCAUGAUCUUGAUGGAUAAUAUUUACUUGAUGUGAAAAUUUGAUUGAUCAUUUGAGUUUAAUGGAGAUUUUUGCACCCUGAUCUAUAGGACUUGUGAGGAGAAAUCACUUAUUUCAAAAAAAAAAAAGAAAAAAAAAGAGAGAGCAAUGUGAAAAAUCUAGAAACGAAGAGUACACAUGGAGGGUGUGAGACAUCAUUCUCAUUGUCGAAAAUCGUGCAUAGAAAAACACUUGCUGAAAAAUAAGUGGAUAAAGUGAAAGCCCUGAAAAUGAAGAGUACACAUGGAGGGUGUGAGACAUCAUUCUUAUUGUCGAAAUUUGUCUACAGGAAAAGCUACUUAUCCACUAUUUAUAAAAAAAAAAAAAGAAGGAAGAAAUAUAGUGCAAACUUCAAAAAUUAAGUCAUAGAAAAAGGGAAAUGUAAGAUCAAUAUUAUUCUUGGAUGAGUAUUGAUAAUUGGAACAUCUUGUAAAUACAUCUAUGAGUGAAGAAGUGAUAAAGAUGUGAAUAGAAGAAGUGAAGUCUAGAUUGUUAUUCCAAGGAGUGUUUAAACAUUUAAGUGCUUGACAUCAUUCUUAAAUACUUGAUAUAAGAAUCCAAAGUGUUUAAAGGUGCAUCAUUUCUAAUUGUAUUUCUUUUCUGUAUUGAAAUAUGAUGUUUGAGAUUUGUAAAUUUUUAUUUUCGUAAUUCCAUUGCUAAGGGACUAGCAAUGAUUUAAGUUGGGGGGUGUGAUAAGUCUUCAUUAUCAUGAGUUAAUAAUUAGUAAAUAAUAUAGUUUUAGCCUUAACUCAUGAUAAAUAGACUUAUAUUUCUGUUAAAGAAUGAUUUUUGGUUUUCAAUUGAUAAACGUGAAUUUUUGGGUAAUUAUGUGAUUUUAUAUGAUUUUUACAGUCCUACUUUUGAGAUAAAUGAAGAACAAGAAAUAAAAAUAAAAAUAUUGCAAAAAUUGGGAGGACCCGCCGGCCAGCCGUGCCCGCAAGUGGGUCGGAAGCACAGUCGGGGAGUAAGCCGCGAGCAAGGGCUCGAGCGGCUAGGCUUGGGGACCAACAGGCACGCGUACGCCACUCCCCUUCCACGUCACCGAUGGCCAGCCGGCUGUGGGGCAAGGAGUGGUCGUACACGCGAGAGAAGGGACUUUGCUCACAAAGCUAACAUUACUAUAUAUUCGCCCGAAAACUCGGCAUACAACCGAUGUGGGACUAAACCCACACCUUCCUCAGAAGAGGCGGGGGCGACCGGCGCGGGUUCGAAUCCUCCCAGAGUCAAAAUUCAUAUAUUUUUAUCUGAUUAUCGCGACUUUCCUGCAGAUCGCCGGUGAAGGAUUAAGCAAUGAGAAUCGCUGGAUCAUCAGCGAAAAUCUCGUCAACGCGAUUCGUGGAGCAUUGCUACUAAAAUUGCUGAACGAUUCGCGAUAAAAGGAUCGCGAAUCCAUCGAGUAAAUCAUCUCCGAUUGAUCGACGAACAAGCCGUCGUCGAGAAGAGGACGAUCCGCCGGGAGACCAGUCGCCACCUCCUGAGAGCGUACCAGAUGCGAUGAAGAGCCUCCUCUUGCUGCGCGGACUUGAGGAUGAAGCUCCCUAACACGCGCCUCACCUCCAUCCAGCCCCUCUCCGUCGGGUGACAGCCGCCGGAGAGCCGCAAAGUCGCCGUUUUUCCGCUCCGCCGGGUGACAGCCGCCGGAGACGAUUCGACGACCCACUUCAUUGGUCUCUAGACUUCGCGAGAAGAUCUAGAGAUUGCCCACGUCGUCUUUGUCCAAGGAGAGCCUUCGAGGUCGUGGACACUGCACGAUGACCCUCCCGAACGCUCAGGAUUCCAGUGCAUCGCCGACGUGUCGCCGUCGCGACGCCGGAACUCUGUUUUCCUGCUUUAUCUAGAGAUUGCCCACGUCGUCUUUGUCCAAGGAGAGCCUUCGAGGCCGUGGACACUGCACGACGAUCCUCCCGAACGCUCAGGAUUCCGGUGCAUCGCCGACGCAUCGCCGUCGCGACGCCAGAACUCUGUUUUCCUGCUUUCAACUUACUUUACGCUUCAUUUAGUGAUAGUUUUUGUGAUUUUAAUUUACCAAAAUAUACUUUGUUCUAUUACGAUUCUUCCUGCUUUUACAGAUCUUAAUUUGAUUAAUUAAAUCGUCUGUAAUCGCUUACGUAAGAAUCGCCGGGCGGAACUCUGUUUCUGCCCGAUUCGCGUUCGCCGGGUGCUGACGUCAUCCUGACGCCCGCACCCUUAUUUCCCUUUUUCGUGAAUUUUAAAUAUAUUUCCUUUUUAUUUCCUAGUAUAAAAUUCAUAGAAAAUCGUAUUCAUUGAGAAAAAUUCUGAAUAAUUACCAAAUAUUACAUCCCUGUGAUCGACCUGGAAAAUUACUGCUAUUUUUGGAAUUUUUAUUGAAUUAUAAUUGAUAUAUUUAUUUAGAAAUACUUCUAAAUAUCCGAAAAUUCGUAUUUUCUAGUUUUAUAAAUUUUAUAUUUGCGUGAUUUAACAUACAACGACUGAGUCACGUCAGCCUACAAGUAGAUUUGAAGUUGAUAAGUCUUCAUUAUCAUCAGUUAAUAAUUAAUAAAGAGAAUAGUAGUUUUUAGUUGGUUAAUGUGAUUUUUUAGCAAAUUAUGUGAUUUUAUGAAAAUUAAUAUAAUUUUUAUAAUCCUAUUUUUGAGAUAAAUGAAGGAAAAAAUAAAAAAUAAAAUGAUAGAAAAAGAGGGGGACUUGCUGGCUAGUUGGGCAUACAAGUGGGUUGGAAGCACAAUUAGGGCAGAGCCACAAGCAAGGGCUCGAGUGGCUAUAG
Spirodela intermedia is the source of this 13146-nucleotide messenger RNA. Lineage: Eukaryota; Viridiplantae; Streptophyta; Magnoliopsida; Alismatales; Araceae. The record is from the annotation of a GenBank genome assembly.